AUGAAAUGUGUUUUCUUAGGAUAUCCUAAUGGUGUUAAAGGUUAUAGAUUGUGGCUUAGAAGUGUACCCGGCUUUAAGGUCGUAAUAAGUCGUGAUGUUGUGUUCAAUGAAUCUGAAAUGCCAUGUUUAAUUGCUUCUUUGCCUGCUCCUUUACCUGAUGAAUCUGAAAAUGCUCCAAACGCGGUGGAGCAAUUGAGUGGUUUAAGUGAGUUCGAUAAUUUUGAAAAUAUACAUGCUGAAACUGAAACCGAACGUGCUGUGUUUGAUAAUCGACAUGCUGAAAUUGCUGAAAUUGAACCUGUAAUUGCUGAAACUGAAAAUCAGCAUGCUGAAAAUGGUGAAAAUGUCGAUGUGCAUGAUGAAUAUGUGGAAAAUGUGCCUGAAAAUGACUUUGAUUUGCAUGAUUAUCAACUUGCUAGAGAUAGGACUAGAAGGGAGCGUAAGAAACCUUCUAAGUUUGAUGAUUUUCACAUGACUUCAUAUGCUUUUGGUGUUUUCGAAUCCAUUGAUAAUUGUGAGCCUAAGUGUUAUGAGGAAGCUCUUAAAUCUGUGAAUUCUUUGCAAUGGAUGAAUGCUAUGUGUGAAGAAAUUAAUUCGUUGCAUGUGAAUCAUACUUGGUCGCUUGUGCCUAAACCUGGCAAUGAUGAAAGUCCUCCGGCCCCUCAAGGUGUCCGGCCGAUAUCCGCCGACCCGAGCCAGCGAACCGGACGCCGCGACCAGGCCGAGCUCCGCCUCGACCAGCCCAGAGACACGCGACACGGCCUGCGCCUCGACGCGACCCGACCAGCCUCGGCGAUCCGAACCAGCGACGACCCGACAGCCCACACGACCCGACGACCCGAUCACACUUGA
Messenger RNA from Striga hermonthica, 852 nucleotides. The record is from the annotation of a GenBank genome assembly. Lineage: Eukaryota; Viridiplantae; Streptophyta; Magnoliopsida; Lamiales; Orobanchaceae.